Ceraceosorus guamensis is the source of this 1710-nucleotide messenger RNA. RefSeq lists its product as hypothetical. Bases 498 to 1502 code for a protein of 334 amino acids. Lineage: Eukaryota; Fungi; Basidiomycota; Exobasidiomycetes; Ceraceosorales; Ceraceosoraceae. The record is from RefSeq and is a predicted model, not a curated record. The transcript is spliced from 2 exons.
CUUGACUUUGAUUUACGAUUCAUCAGAUUCAGCGACUACAUGCGUGCACGGGCACAGGUCAGCAGGAUUGGUGUGAAGACUUCUGGCACAGCAGUAGCAGCCGUAAGUUGCUCGCAAUCAAGUGUGCCACAUUCACAUUCACAUUCACAUCCACAUUCACAUCCAGACCCACAUUCCCAUUCACAUUCUCCAUGCGCACCACACCUACACCGCAAGCAGACUAGUGACGCAGCUACGCAUCGUCAAGCUCGGACAAGACUCAGUAGUGUCGCUUCAUACACGAAUCUCUGCUCUAUGAGCGGCAUCCUUAGGGAUCUGCCUAACGCAUUCAUCAGUCCAUCGGCCAGUCUCAUCGCAAAGUCAAAGGUCGAUCGCUAGACCACAGGGGAACGUCCUUUCAAGCGUCGGCUAUCCGUCGAUCGACGUGGUUUACCAGGCGGAAAUUUCUCUCACCCAGCGAAUGGGGCUCGAGUAUUGAGCACGGAGAUUUGUUCACGAUGUCAUCGUUGCCCUUUGCAGGGGCCAAAAGCGGCGCGGCAGCUGUUCCACAAGUAUCGCGGACAGGUCAGGCUGCUGCAUCCACGUCGAUGACAGCAGGUGCGAUCGUGGAUGACAUUCCGUACGAUCAGCUGGCACAGCUCUCCAAGACGAUGGGAAGCGUCAUCAGGUCGCUGUUGGAGCUUCAGAAUCAGCUUCACAAUUCUUACGCUCCGGACGAUUGGUCAAAGCUGUUGACUCAGCACAUGGAGCUCAUUUCGGCAACUCACACCCUCACCUCACUUCUAGCAUCACCGACACCGACGCAUGACGCGCAAAUGGCAUUUCUCAACACCUUCCUCGCAGCAGAGGCAGACGCGAACAAUCUGUAUGCUGGGAAUGUCUCUGACGGAGGCUCGCAGGCCAUCGCUGGCUCGGGUGUGGAUGCUUUGGGUCUGCCUGUGGACGGGUCUCUGUCAAAAGGGCAGCAGAGACAUGCGACGGCCGAAGGAACCCCGAGGGUGGAUUACUCCAACGAGGUUAGACGAGAAAGGGGCAACCUAUUGGAAAGAGUUGCAGUUCAUCCCUCGGGUGUUUUGGAUGCGGAACAGAAAGCUAGACUGACCGAAUUUCUUCGCGCGAGGGUAGACUUUGGACUGGAGAAUGCGUGGGAGCAGGGAUGGCACGAAUGGUGUGUCCAGCAUCCCGUCUCACAAGAACCUGCAGCAUCAGCACCAGCGCAGCGCAAUGCAACAUUUGCGAGCGCUACGGCGGCGGAAGAACAGACCAGGAAAGAAGCAAAGAGACGUCUAAGGAUUGCUAGAUCUGAACAGAGAAAGCAUGACGAUGCGUCCAUUGCUUGCUUAAGAGCUUAUUGGCACCUCAAACAACAACCUGAUGAGAAUGGAGAAAAGUACGAUUGGAAAAUGCGGAUCAGCGAUGAGGAGCUUAGGGAAAUGGAAGCGGAGGAUGCGGAGCAGCAGGGGGAGCAAGACGGGGAAGAAGAUCAGAUGAAUGUCGAUUAGACUCCUUGGAGCUUCCGAAGCUUACAGUUGGACCCCCAAGGAAGAAUGGAAGCUGCCCGCAAGCUCGUCCCGCCCUUGCGUCACUCUAGCACUGAACAUUUGUUUGUUCAUGCUCGGUCAUGUAUUGCUAGCAAAUGUCACCAGAUCAAGUUCGGCAGUCAGAACGGGACCCAUCGAUUGACACUUGGGCGAUAAAGGUAUCCAGUUG